Molecule: messenger RNA, 1817 nt
Organism: Nestor notabilis (Kea)
Lineage: Eukaryota; Metazoa; Chordata; Aves; Psittaciformes; Psittacidae
Gene: GRK4
Product: G protein-coupled receptor kinase 4
Exons: 15
Coding region: 31-1653 (540 amino acids)
Biological process (GO): protein phosphorylation; regulation of signal transduction; signal transduction
Cellular component (GO): cytoplasm
Molecular function (GO): ATP binding; G protein-coupled receptor kinase activity
Source: RefSeq, a predicted model, not a curated record
CGGAGUGGGCGCAGUAAAAAAUGGAAAGAGAUGCUGAAGUUGCCACCUGUUAGUCACUGUGAAGGUAUUAGAUGCUCAAUCGAAAGAGACUAUAACCAGCUUUGUGACAAACAGCCAAUAGGAAGACUUCUCUUCAGACAGUUCUGUGAUUCCAGACCGGAUUUGAAAAGAUGCAUUGAAUUUCUGGAUGCAGUGGCAGAAUAUGAGGUAUCUUCAGAUGAAAAGCGCAUAGACUGUGGCCUGAAAGUUCUAGAGACGUACUUCACUAAUGGGUCUGCAGCACACUUGCCAGAAAUACCUCAGGAAACAGUAAAUGAAUGUAAAGCAAGACUGGAAAAGAACCCUUCUAAGGAUCUUUUUAUGGACUGCACUAGAAUUGUCCACGAAUACCUAAGCAAAAGACCUUUUGAAGCUUACCAAGAAAGCAUAUAUUUUUCCCGUUUUUUACAGUGGAAAUGGCUGGAAAAGCAACCAGUAACCAAACACACGUUCAGGCAUUAUCGAGUAUUAGGCAAAGGUGGAUUUGGAGAGGUGUGUGCCUGUCAAGUACGGGCAACAGGAAAAAUGUAUGCUUGUAAAAAGCUAGAGAAAAAGAGAAUAAAGAAGAGGAAAGGAGAAUCAAUGGCUCUAAAUGAAAAAAGAAUUCUAGAAAAAGUGAAUAGUAGGUUUGUAGUUAGUUUAUCCUAUACAUAUGAGACGAAAGAUGCCCUGUGUUUAGUAUUAACCAUAAUGAAUGGAGGGGAUUUGAAGUUUCACAUAUAUAACAUGGGAAAUCCUGGCUUUGAUGAAGAAAGGGCUAUUUUCUAUGCUGCAGAACUGUGCUGUGGUCUGGAGGAUUUACAGAAGGAGAGAAUUGUUUACAGAGACUUGAAGCCUGAAAAUAUACUCCUAGAUGACUGUGGACAUAUCAGAAUUUCAGAUCUUGGAUUAGCUGUGCAGAUUCCAGAAGGAGAAACGGUGCGAGGACGGGUUGGGACUGUUGGCUAUAUGGCUCCAGAAGUGCUGAAAAAUGAGAAGUACACAUUCAGCCCGGAUUGGUGGGGUCUUGGAUGCUUGAUUUAUGAAAUGAUUGAAGGCCAGUCUCCAUUCAGGAAACAUAAGGAAAGGGUCAAACGGGAUGAAAUUGACCGGCGAGUAAAGGAAGACCAGGAAACAUAUUCAGACAAGUUCUCAGAGGAGGCAAAAUCAAUCUGCAGGAUGUUACUUGCUAAAAAUCCAGGGGAACGACUGGGUUGCACUGAAGACGGAGCUGCUAUUGUAAAGCAACAUCCUAUUUUCAAGAAUAUUAACUUCAAGAGGCUGGAAGCUAACAUGUUAGAACCUCCAUUCUUGCCAGAUCCACGUGCCGUAUAUUGUAAAGAUGUUCUGGACAUAGAGCAGUUCUCAACAGUAAAAGGAGUGAACCUGGAUACUACAGAUGAUGACUUCUAUUCCAAAUUUGUUACGGGUUGUGUCUCAAUCCCUUGGCAAAAUGAGAUGAUUGAAACGGGAUGCUUUGAAGAUAUAAAUACAUAUGAAACUGAUGGUACUGUGUCACCAGACAGAGAGAGGUCUCCUAAACCAAAGAGAGGCUUUUUUCACAGACUUUUUAGUGGAGAGGUCUGCUUUAAAUCUGAUUGCAGUGACGAUGAGCAGGAGUCCUCCCGACUUUAAAUCAUUUUACUCUCAUCGGAAAGGAUGAGCAAACUUUAAAUGUUUUAUAUCUCUGUAGCAAAGUGUAUUAUAUAUAUUUUUUAUCUGAGUUCAAGGAUUUUUGUACAUUUGUACUUCAUUUGUUUUAAGAUGUAUAUUUUCACUAAAGCUUAAUUGUACAAAAA